UUGAUUCAUUCAUUCAUUCAUUCCUUUUUCUUUUACGGGUUUAACCAAGAGCAGCAGCCAAUGACGGCCCCGUUCUACAGCGCCUGCCUCGUUGCUAUAGGAGCCGUCGCCCCAUUCCCAUGGAAACAGGUUUUGUUGUGCCUGGUUUUCCGCUUCCCUACGCCCCGAUUCGAACUCUCGGACGGAGGAGCUGCUGUGGAGAGCACCGCCAAAGGAUCUUCUGCUUGCCAUAAUGGCCAAGUUGAUGCAAGCACCCCCUAAGUUUCUGCCCCCCGAAUGGUACAUUGCUAACAAGAUCCAAUACAGUAGUGCCGAGGCCCAGCGCUCUCGUUCGGAACGCUUGGUGGAUGAGAGCCAGCGGCUGGUAGAUGAAAUCGAGAGGACCACUCAGAAGACCCAGAGUGAUGUCAACAAGAGAAUAGAACAGAGACUUGAGGAGAUAAAAUUCUGGAGGCAGCAGUUGGAUGACAAGCUUGACCAGAUUGUGAAGGAGACUGAAGUGCUUUUGUCAUUCAAAACAAGGCUGGAAAAGGCUCUGGAGGGCUGCAAAGAACCACUUUUCACUGCUCAGGAGUGUCUCUUAAACCGGGAAAGGCGGGUUGGCAUUGACUUGGUCCAUGAUGAAGUGGAACGGGAGCUGAUCAAAGAAGUUGAGGUCUUCCAGGGAGUUGUUGCUCUGCUUGAACGUACACUGGAACAAACUGAUGAGCAACUCAGGCUUAAUCGCACAGCCAAAUACAAUCUUGAACAGGACUUGAAGGAUAAAUUCACGGCCUUCACAAUUGACAACUAUUGCUCCAAUCUGACCAACAACUCUACUGAUAUUGGAUAUGCCCAAAAUGUUGUGAAGGUUGAGGAGAACUCAGUGAGCCCUGAACAAUGGCUGGAUUUCUCCAACACAAAUGUUGAAAAAGCUGACAAACAGCGAAACAAUUCCCUGGCUCUCAGAGCCUUGAUUGACAGCAUUUUGUCCCAGACUGCAAGUGACAUGCGCAAGCAAAACAGGACAGUAAACAUUGCGUUCCAGAAUAGGGUGAAGGAGACCAAGGAUGCCAAGAACAAAUUAGAAAUACACCUGGCAAAGCUGAUGGAGGAGAUCAACUCUCAGACCAAAAAUAUUGAUGCUCUGAGGAAAGCUAUCCUGGAUAAGAAGGGGCCAGCCCAGGUGGCCCAAACUCGCCUGGAGACCCGCACUCACCGUCCAAAUGUAGAGCUUUGCCGAGACAUGGUGCAAUAUCGACUCAUGAAUGAAGUGCAGGAAAUCAACCAUAAUAUCCAGAGGCUGAUGGACACAUUGGCUCAGGCUGAAAUAGAACUGAAAGGCCUAAACCGCCGGCAGCUCUCCCUGGAGGAAGAGAUUGAAGUCAAAGCAAAUACUCUUUAUAUUGAUGAAGUGCUCUGCAUGCAGAUGAGAGAGUCCAUUUCCAUCAAUAAUUUCUGAUCCGUGAGGCUGGCGGAAUCUCUGCUUGGCUGGACCCUUACGAGUAGAUCUUGAAACAUUGGCUUAAAACUUUCGAGAAUCUUUUAUAGAAGCCAAACAUCUGCCCUGAACUUUCUACCAGAUAAUAAAUUAGUGAAACCUUGAGCCCAAGUUCAUCAUAAACUCUUGGAAGGUCCCUGUGACAGAGGACUAGGGUGAAAGUGACGAUGGCUGGGAAGAAAACAAGUAGGACUUGAACUAGUGUCUUUAGUGCAGAUCAGGGGUGGGGUUCAAAUUUUUUUGCAACCGGUUCUCUGCCUGGUUACUGGGUGUGUGGUCAUGGUGGGCGUCACCUACUUGGCCUCCUGCACCACAGUGGGGGGUGGGUGGGUUUUGCUCUCCCCAGGCACCGGGAGGCUUUUCUCAUGGCUCCGGUAUGGCCCAUUUCCAGACUUCGGGAGGUCUGUUUUUCAUCCUCCCAGAGCAGU
Messenger RNA from Thamnophis elegans (Western terrestrial garter snake), 1908 nucleotides. RefSeq names its product tektin 1 (gene TEKT1). The transcript is spliced from 8 exons. The record is from RefSeq and is a predicted model, not a curated record. Gene Ontology annotation, cellular component: nucleus; microtubule cytoskeleton. Gene Ontology annotation, biological process: cilium movement involved in cell motility; cilium assembly. NCBI's taxonomy places the organism in Eukaryota, Metazoa, Chordata, Lepidosauria, Squamata, Natricidae. The coding region runs from base 233 to 1441 and encodes 402 amino acids.